Molecule: messenger RNA, 2291 nt
Organism: Rhipicephalus sanguineus (brown dog tick)
Lineage: Eukaryota; Metazoa; Arthropoda; Arachnida; Ixodida; Ixodidae
Exons: 5
Coding region: 266-1951 (561 amino acids)
Biological process (GO): transmembrane transport
Molecular function (GO): monocarboxylic acid transmembrane transporter activity
Source: RefSeq, a predicted model, not a curated record
CAGACGGCGUCACCGCGGCUUCACAGCGCGUUGCGUAGCGGCCGGAGGAGCGGCAGUGCGCGACGUUCCCUUUCGACGGCCGCCGCUCUCUUCCGACCGGUCUCCCCGCGCGUACACCGGCUGCGGCCGACAGAUUCGGAAGACGUCCCCCAACGUCCUCCCUCGUUGCCGGCACUGUGACCUGGUGCUUGCGGCCGGCGCAGACCCACUUUCGCGCUGAUUCCCAGUCAUCUCCACACGCUGCACAGCGCAAGCCGGAGGGGCCAUGGGCCUGUCGCGCAAGCCCGCGCUGCGCGCGCGGCAGCUACACGGCCUGGUCAUCGUGGCGGCCGUCUUCUGGAUCAACAUGUUUGUGCUGGGCUUCUUCCGUGCCAGCGGCGUGCUCUACGUAGCCAUGGUGCGAACAUACCACUGCAGCCACGAGCAGGCUUCGUGGCCCUUCAGCCUCGCAGGGGCCACGCUCUGCAUGACGGGACCCAUUGCUGGCGCCCUGAGCCGGCUGUUGUCCAUUAGGGCAAUCGUGACGACGGGAGUCAUCGUCACAGGCAUUGCAAUAAGCUGCUGCUUCUUUGCAGAAAACAUUGUGGUCAUCGUCAUACUUGUGGGGAUAUUUUACGGAGCCGGGACGGGGAUGGUGUGCAACCUGACGCCAAUGUUGCUUACUGAAUACUUCGAGAACCACCGGGCCAUAGCUUGUGGUGUGGCCUACUCGGGCUCUACCAUCGGCUCCUUUUUCUGGCCCGCAUUGCUCGAGUACCUCAUCAACGAGUUCGGCCUGCGCGGAGCACUGCUCAUCUACGGUGGAACCAUACUGCACGGCGUCAUGGGCUCCAUCUUGCUGACGCCCCUCUCUUACGCGACGCGGAAAGAAAACGAAGUCGAUACCGUCAAGCCAGACGGCGAGGACGAAAAGAUGCUGGAGCCGCUACGCGAGAAGUGCCAGAGCCUGGACUUCCACCCUUUCCAGAACGGCCACACAAACCCGCACGGUGGCAACAUAGGGAGGCGCUACUCGUCGCGCAUGUCCGUUCGCUCGGCCCUCGGUGACAACGACAGCGCGUGCGCAGUGUCCGUGUCCGGACUCUGCAUGGUGGUCUCCGACGGCGAGAUGUGGCACAGCCGGGAGGAACACCUCGACCGUAGGUGCAGUCCUGCCCCCAGUCUGAAGAAGCUGAACGAACCCAGUCCACUGGCCCCGCUGUGGGAGGCCGGGUCAGCGCCCGACACGGCUCUGAAAAACGGGAUGCAGUCUAUCGUGGCCCCGAUGGCCGACGACGGUGUUGCCGACUCUUCUCUGUGCGGAAACAUCAUUCGCGUUGUGCUAAACGACCUGAAGCUGCUGGGCAACCAGUACUUCAUCUUAGUAACCACCUCGGCGGUGGGCUUUUUCUUUGUGUUUAGUACGUUCAUUAUCAUCAUCCCUGAUUACGCCACGGACAAGGGCCUGCCGAUAAGCGAUGGGGUGUUUCUGUUGUCUGUGUACGGCAUAGCGGACCUGUUUAGCAAGCCGAUCCCUGGUCUUUUGGCGUACAAGAAAAUAAUGGACAACAAGGGAAUAUUCAUUAGUGGCGGAAUCAUCACGGGUUUGACAAUGAUUGUCAUGCCCUUUAUGGACAGCUACUGGUUCUUUGUGGUGAUGACCCUGCUGUUCGGCCUUGUGACCGGUGGGCUCAUAUUUAUGACUCCAGUCCUGCUCACCGAGUUCCUUGGACCCAAGUUAGCAGUUAUGGCGUUUGGAAUGUGCAACCUCUUCAUCGGCAUUACUUGCCUCCUGAGACCAUUCAUUAUAGGUUACUUCAAGGACAACUGGCACAGCUAUAACGGCCUCUUCUACGCAAUGGCGGUAGCAUGCAUUCUGUCUUCGCUCAGUUGGUACGUUGAGCCAGUAGUGAGCAAAGUAUGGACGUUUGUGAGCAGACCAAAGAAAUCUGUCCAACCACAAGAAGUCUGAAGAUUUCAUGUGUGCCAGGGCAGGACAUUACUCGAAUGUAUCGCGCUUUACGGAAACGGUAGGUCUGACGCCUCAGACGCCGUUAUCGCGCGCGAAUUGAACUCGCCUGUGGCGCUACUUGUGUUGUGUCUCGUGAACUGUCCGGAUGAUUGCACCGCAGAGAAACGGAGACCAAGUGGACGUUCUUCACUUUCCCCCCUUGCGAACACGGACUGCGACUGCACGGAACUGCAUCGUUGCUCAGCUGUGAUGUGCAUGCAUACUCGUUUUGCGCUUAAACCAUUGCUGAGACCAUCCGAAAUAAUUAUUUUUUCAUUAUUAAAUAUGUCAUUGUUGCUGC